Mytilus trossulus (common blue mussel) is the source of this 675-nucleotide messenger RNA. RefSeq lists its product as uncharacterized. The coding region runs from base 145 to 468 and encodes 107 amino acids. The record is from RefSeq and is a predicted model, not a curated record. Lineage: Eukaryota; Metazoa; Mollusca; Bivalvia; Mytilida; Mytilidae. The transcript has 5 exons.
GUAUAAAGUGGGUGGAGUUUAUUUGUAAAAUGUACAAGGGGCCAUGUAUAUAUAGAUCGACAUAAUAAGUUUGUGACCUCAGAGGGCUUUGAAGUAAUCAACAACAUCAGUUUUUAGUUAUAUAAAACAGUUUAAACCAAGAGAAUGAACACCCUGUCUGUCAUUGGUCUCAGUAUUUGCGUUGUGUAUAUCAGUAUUAUCAUGCAAGGAACUGAAGCAGAUAAAUGUAGUGACUGUACCACAGAAUCGUUAAAGGCAAUAACAGAUGCAGGGAGAGACAAAGGCAAACUAUGCAGUGCAGUAAACACCAAUAUAGAGUGUAUGGAAAAAAACUGCGAUGUGGCUUCAGUUAAGACUGCUCUUGAUACAGCAAGAAAAUCUCUUACCCAGCAGGGUUGUGGUGCUGAAAGUAUUGUUGUCAACCUUCUUGUCAUUGGUUUAGGACUUACAUUUUAUAUGCUUGUUUAGAUGCAGCAUUUUUUAUACAUCAUAAGACACAUGUUACUAUUUCAAAACCUGUUUAGGAUUGAGUUCUUCGCCUGAAUCUAAUUCUAUUUGUCACAUUUGCACUGCUUAGAUGGAUCGACUAAAAUAUGAAAAAAUGUACAAAAUCUUAUUUGGAAACAUGCAUAUUUUUCUUUUUUUUAAUUUAUUUAAUAAACUUAUUUUACAGUU